AUGACCAGCAGUACCUUGACCUUUUGGCAGACAAUGUUUUCCGCGGAGAGCAUCCAGCGAAUCUGCGUGCUGAAAACACUCAUUCAGAGGCGUCCGGAAAUUCCUGAUGAUGCGCUUCUGAUUUUUUCUGACCUGGACGAGGUGCCCUCUGCCCAGGCCAUUCAGAUGCUGAGGCUCUGCAAGACAAAGUCCAGUGCCAAGGAUGGGCCAUGGAUCCAGGCCCACUAUCCUCUGCCGUACAACCUCCGGGUUGGGUGCAAGGCAAGAAAGAAGACUGAGUUGCACUACCAGGGGGUCUUCACCACCAUGGGGUUCUUGCGCCGGAAGAGGGGCCUAGCGCUGCGGUACAACAUGAGGAAGAACUUGAUCGUGCCGAGAGCCGGCAUUCACCUGACCUAUGUUGGCUCGCGUGCAGAUGUCGACUACAAGCUUCUACAUCACGGCGAAAGCGGUCAGGUCCUUGCCACCAAAGCAACAGCCAAUGGCAAGAGACUAAACUUCUGUGAGAUCGACGAAAAGACUCUGGCAUCGAUGGAGAAGCUUCUGCGCGACAACCCGGUUUCUGUGGCACGGGCGUGGGAGCGAGGCAAGUCCUCAGUGCUUCGGAAGGAACCUGCGGGUGAGCUCUCGAAAUGCCAAGU
Symbiodinium necroappetens is the source of this 641-nucleotide messenger RNA. Lineage: Eukaryota; Dinophyceae; Suessiales; Symbiodiniaceae. The record is from the annotation of a GenBank genome assembly.